This is a messenger RNA of Drosophila eugracilis, 4244 nucleotides long. Its product is annotated as UNC93-like protein. The transcript is spliced from 5 exons. Gene Ontology annotation, biological process: regulation of muscle contraction; regulation of potassium ion transport. Gene Ontology annotation, cellular component: plasma membrane; striated muscle dense body. The record is from RefSeq and is a predicted model, not a curated record. Gene Ontology annotation, molecular function: potassium channel regulator activity. NCBI's taxonomy places the organism in Eukaryota, Metazoa, Arthropoda, Insecta, Diptera, Drosophilidae. The coding region runs from base 774 to 2987 and encodes 737 amino acids.
GAAUUUUGGUCCAAUAUCUUUGUAGAUAUUAGUGUGGUGCUUAAAACUGAAUAUUAACCUUAACAUACAUAUAUUAUAAAAUCGACUUGGACUAUACUUUCCGUUUAAAAAUAUCGAUGUGGUAGUAACAAAAAAAGGAUGCAUAAAAUGCAUCAUAGGGGGGUUCUUUUUUCGUAAUAUCGGAUGGUAUCGUUUUUGUGGCAUUGCAGCCACCCCCUCCUCGAGUCUACUGGGGUUGUCGGGCGCUAGUGCGCAUGUCAGGGAUGCGAGAUGCUGUCGAGGGCCCGAGAUGACAACAAUUUCAGCAACGGACUCAGAAUCGCCAGCCAGUAAUCCCUACCAGCUUUUCAGUGUGUUUCUGAAGCAGUUUGCGUGCGGCGGUGUUUUUGUGCAGUGUUGAGUGGCUAAGAGUGCUGGCUUGUUUAAGGGCUUACAAACAAUUUUCGACCCGACCGGACCCGAAAGAAGUGCAUAAAAGUCUUUUAAAAACUUGAAAGUAAUUGCAGAGGGAUUCCGUAGCAUCGAAACUAUAUUUGCAUUACACAUUGGGGGCGUGGCAGGUCGACGACAGACAAUGAACUUGACAACGCAGCAUGGACAAUAACUUAAGAUUGGAUUGAAAUAGGAUGCCAGUGGAGAGGCAACGAGAUCAGGAGCAGCAUGAGUUCGCCUCUUUGGAGCGAUGCCAGUUCCGGAAUCGCAGCGGCCGUAGAAUCCACAUAACUCAGAAUCAACUCCGAUACGUUUCGAUAAGUGGUCAAUAAUCGCCGGAAAUGGGCAGUCUGCCGAAUCUUCACGAACUGGAGGAGGUGGAGCGGAAGCGGGAGAAGCGGAGGGAGUAUGAACUUUUGCUGGAGCAGCGGGCUCGAGACACUAGUCGCGAGCGGGAGCGACUCUCCGCUUUCGCCCAGCAGCGUAAGCAAUCCUCCUAUAAUGCCUAUAUAAUGGCUGGUCUGGGGAUUGGUGGAGGUUCUUUGAGCCUCAAUGCCGCCGGAGGAACAUCCACCGGAAACGGAGAGCUACCGAGUGGCAAUGGAACGAAUGCUGGAAAAUCGCAGAACCAAACGCAUGGCACCGGAUCCGGAUCUGCGGUUCCGGUGGCCACCAGUGGCUUUGCUAUACUAGGCAUGGGCAAAAAGUAUGCUCCACACUCCCACCACCAUCAGCAUCAGCAUCAGCACCACCAGCACCAUCAGCAUCGCCAUUCGCUGACCACCAGGCACCGAGUGCUCAGGACCCGUAGUUCAGGAGGAGCCCAAAACGUCUGGGACGAGCAGAUGAUGGAGCAGCACUUGACCACAUAUUCACCGUCGCCCAUUUCGACUCGUUCACAUCGAAUAAACCCAGUAUCCUCGUACCAAGUGCAGGCUGCCUUGGCGGCUUCGCGUCGUCGAGAGUCCAUAAACAGCUCAAUUGGAGCUACCUCCAUUCGGCGAUUGAUAACGUUGAACAAUCGUAAUUGCCGGCACAAGGUGCCUGCCCUUGUGCGCCAAAAAGUGUGGCGCCAGUUUAGCUGUUUAAGUUUGGCUCAUGGAUUGAUGAACUGCGUUCUGUUGCCGGUGAUGGCCCUCCAAGGCUCCAAUGCGGUGUGGCACCAUCGGGAGCAGUGGUUGCCACUUGGUCCGGAGAUAGGAUCCCUCCUAUUGAGUGCUCUUUUCCUGGUUGCCGCUGGAAUGAGCAUUCCCAGUGUUCGACUGAUGAAACGAUAUGGUUAUGGGCCCCUUUUGGCAGUAAACUACUUAGCAGUGGUUUUAUUCCUCCUAUCGCAUCUGUACGCCUCCAUUUAUACUCUUUUACCCGCCUAUUUGCUACUUGGCGUGACCCUGAGCGGAUCUGCUAGCUCUAAGGCAGCCUUGAUUGUCCAUUUUGGAGGGAAGUUAAGCUGCUCCUGCGAGUCUCAGCAAUCCCAGGCGGCGGUAGAUGUUUUGCACGAGGAGCACAAGAUGUUCUGCAACCGGGAUCAGAAGGUGAGACGUCUAGCCAGGUGGUUUAGAGUUUCCCAGGAUAUCGGACUCAUCGGAGGAGCCCUUCUAGCCUCCGUUCUGUUAGCCUGCAGCGAUGGAGAUUUUACGGGAGAUUGCUCAGGACUGGUUUACUAUGGCAAUGAGAGCUGGCCACCGCAACUGAGAGAUUUCUACAAUAGAAACGAGCACGGCGACAGGAUAUGUGGGGUAGACAUGUGUCCUUUGAGAGUGCAAUCGCUUCUAGCAGCGGGUUGGGCCAAUGGAAGCUCCAUACCCAGUUCCAUUUAUGCUGGUUUCAUCGAAAGCGAGCCUCGAGUGGCUGGGCAAUCCCUGCUAUGGCUUUAUAUCUUAUUCUCAAUGAUAUCCUUGAUCCUAUCCCUGGUGAUAAUGGUGGACAAGAUACAAUCAACUGGCUCUUCGCGAAUGGAGCGUUUUAGGGAUGUUAGCAUCACGGAUACUCUGCUUUUUGCCGGUCCUUUGGCUUAUUUUGUGGGCACGGAACAGGCGUAUAUGUUGGGCGACUUCCUGAGAGCUUUUGUUACCUGCUCUUUGGGGAUUGGGAUGAUUGCAGGCGCCUUGAUUGGCAUGGGCCUCAUGCAGCUCAUUGUUUCCUGCACUUUAAGCAUGCUGCUAAGACACGUCAAGAGGAUCGUCGUAAUCUUGGCUGGUUUCUUCUUUCACUCCUGCCUACUGCUGGCUCUGUCCAGUUGGAAGCCCUCAAGCGACGAUAGUGCCCUUUUCUACGUGAUUGCCGCCUCGUGGGGCGCCUGCAACGGUAUGUGGGAGACCCUCUUGCUUUCGCUCGUCACACUCAAUCAUGCCAAUCAUGUCACGGAGGUUCAGGCGCCGCUGCAGGCGCUUCGAUUCUUGGGACUAGGAUUAACCUUCGCCGGACACGGUUUCCUCUGUGAAUCGAUGAAGAUAAUUGCCUUGGUAGUUCUGCUGGUUAUCAGUGUGCCGCCAUAUGCCACCCUAGAAAUCCGAUUGGAGGCUCAACGCAAGGCAACGCUCGUCAGCUUAUGACGCAGCAUCUUCAGCUAGUCCCGACGAUUGCGAAGGGAUGUCGUGGCCCGGACGCACACCAUGUGACAUGUUCCGGAUAUGGAUACGGACACGGAACCGGAUCCGCGGCCAGAUCUCCUGCAAUCGCAACCCGUCAGUAUUGAACGUGAGACACAAGUCAAGCGACGCAAGCUAAACUUUAAGUUUUGCGGCCAGAAGUUGAAGGAUAUGGAUAGGGAUACUGUUUAGGUAUAGGUUUAGGCAUCCGUAAACUCCAACUGAUAUUUUUCAGUUAUUUUUAUUUUUCAAUUCCAUGGAUUAUGUUUCCCUAUACCGUAUACACUGAAAUCCGCUGGCUUAGAGGAUAAGACUAGUUAAUAAGAUUGAUCUAUACUCCAUGUAUGAGGGUUUCCUUCGAUAUGGGUGCAUUCUCAAUUCGUAGCAUUUGCCAGUGCCAGUAAUGUUGUUCCAUGUCUAUAACUUAUCUAUUAAAUAGAGCAAAGGAAAGAGAUCAAGAGAAAGAGAGGAGAAGAGCUUUAUGAGCCACAAUAAUAAUGUAGCAUGUAGAACGUUAUCUAUGUACGAGUAUAUCCGAUCUGAGAUGAUACGAUAUCAAUUGCUGUAUCUACAUAUGUAUUUUGCCACAAGGCCUUGGUCGAUAUGCUGCCCAAAACGGUUUUUGUGCCACCAAUGUGUAUUUCCUAAAGUAAACUCCUAGGCGUAGGUCUAUUCAAUUCGAACUCCAAUUUGCAAUUCCCCAAACAGAACCGAUCCGGUCCAGAAUUAAUAUAUGUUAUGUAUGUAUUUUAUCGGUGUUAUGUGCGUUAUGUAGGUUUCGAGACCCUCCACAUUCAUGUUACCCUAGGUGUACCAAUUAGGUAUACUGUAUAAGGUAUACCUAUUCCGGAUUCAGAUAAUGCUAGCUGAAAACUGUUAUGAUAACAAGGUGAAAUCCUAAGGUCUAAGGUCUAAAAACAACAAUGUUAACAUUUUGAGAAUUUUGAGAAUAACAAUUUUGCGACCGUUGACGAUUUCAUACAUCGGGCUAAGUAUUACGAGUAUGUUGCUAGCCAUAUACUACAUAUAUAUACACAUAGACAUACUGUAUAUUUUUUUCUUAGUGGCGGUUCCAUCUCAAUAUUGAAUAAAGCAAAUCGCAAACGAGUUAAGCCCGUGAGCCAAGUAAAACGAUGAGAUCGAGUUCUACGUGUAUUGGAUGUGUAUUGUAUAUUGUAGGUGUCCAUCAUCAGAUCCAAUAAAGAUUCCACAAAAAGUGUA